Messenger RNA from Lutzomyia longipalpis, 2265 nucleotides. Its product is annotated as unconventional myosin-XVIIIa-like. NCBI's taxonomy places the organism in Eukaryota, Metazoa, Arthropoda, Insecta, Diptera, Psychodidae. The transcript is spliced from 7 exons. The coding region runs from base 46 to 1713 and encodes 555 amino acids. The record is from RefSeq and is a predicted model, not a curated record.
GUGAGGUUCUGAACAAAAGAGGCGCAAAUUCAUCAUCUCCUCACGAUGGCGCAUCAGAUUGAUUUAAAAAGUCUCCGCCAACGAACUUCUUGGACGAAGGACGACAAAAUUCUCCUGUGCCACGAAAUUAACAAUUUGCGUAGGAGAGCACUUGCUGUGGAGCAAUUUGAGGAGAAUCUCGAGGAAUCUUUGAGGCGUGAUCAUGUCCAGGAAAUGCGUUUGCGUGUUCAGAAGGAGAGGCAACAUCUCUUCAAUGUUCAACGUUUGCAAAAUUUGCGGAGGUUCAACAUUGUUAAGGAUCUCCCUGCGCAGAUUUCGCAUAAUUUUGAACGUCGUGAACUCGAGGUGACAACGAAGAUGAUGCAGAGUGCUAUCUAUGAGAUCAAGUACAAGAGGAAUAUGGUGACACACAGGAAGAAUGAGAUGGUGAAGAAUUAUUCCAAUCUCCAGGCAGAACUUGAGAGGCUCACCAGCAGCGAGAGGAAGAUCCCACAGUGCUUACCAGAAGGGAACAUUUACAUUGAACUGCAGAAUAUUUCCACACUCCAUAAAGCAGCUCUGUAUGUAAAUGCAUCCUAUAGAACAGCCAUCAAUGACUUAAUACAGGCAGCUCAGAGUGCAAAGGUUAAAUUCAGAGGGCUUGAGAAGGAUGGUAUUGAGAUGCAAAGUAUCACGAAAGAAAUUGAAUUUUCUCUCAAGGGAAAUCUUCAGCGACUUUCAUCCUUAAGGCAGGAAUUUGAGAAACGCUACAUGAUGGAGCACAAUGUUGAGGUUUACCAGAAGGGACACAGUGAACUGGAAGAUCAUCAUCACCAUGAAAAGGUUGGACGGAAAAUAGAGCAAAAGGUCCAGCAAGCCCCAGAGAUUCCCAAAUCAACCCAAGAAAUCCCCCAGUGGGACAGACAGACAAUUCGCGAUUUGAAGACUCGUUUGGAGGAAGUGCAACCCAUGAUAAGAUCACUGCAGAAUGCAACGCGAUGCCUCGAGCUGAGAGGCAUUGAAGCCAGAUUUUUGCGCCAGCUUCCGGAUAAAGAGCAUUUCAUGGCCGAAGUUAAACGUCUUCGGGAAGCUAGUGUGUCACUCACAGAAAAGCGGAAGGAAAUUGCAAUUCAGCACGACAGAUAUAUGGGGGAGACUGAUGCGGAAUUUUGCAAAAAUGCCGAGAGAAUUGAUGAACUGAAACAGAAGAUCGCAGCGGAGCGCUGUCGCCAAUUGAAGUACCGCGAUGAAUUUAAGAUGGUCUCACAGCAGAAGAUUCAAUUGAUAUCAUCUCUCAAGGUACUCAAGCAGAAUCUGAGGAAAGUCGGAUACCCCGAAGAUGCUGGUCACGAGAAAAGCCUCCACAGUGAUUUGGACAGCAACGAGGGUGACGAUGAUUCCGAAGAGGAAGAUAAAUUGAAAGAUAGCGAUGCAGAAGAAUACAGACUCGUUGAUGACGUUGUGAUACGAUGCAGAAUUCUAAUGAAGCGAUACGAUUGCAGUAUGUCUGAAGAGGAAAUUACAAAGUUUGAGCAUCUUUGGCAGGAUAAAAUUCUCGAGGAAAUUACUCCAAGUGCAGGAAUUGAGAAAUCAGAUUUAGGUUCUAAAAGAGACAAAAAGAACAUAAAAGAAAUUUUUGACGAUAUGAAAGGCAGUAGAUCUGAUGUGCCAUCGAGGAUGGAUAUUAAGAGAUUUAGUGAUCUCAUUGUUUGGAGAAAUAAGAUAGAGGACUAAAGAAAUUCUCUAUGUAUAAUCAGAGAGAUGAUCGAUCUAGCGUGGCGAGGAGAUCCCAGUGAUUGAUCUCUAUGAUUUUGUUGAUCUUCUUUUCGGGGUGGUGGAAACGGUGUAUUAACGAGAAAGGGACUUUCACUGGUCGUGACAUCAAUUGAUAUGCGGGAUCGUGUGCAUGAGAUCAUAAUAUGGUAAAAUUCCUCCGGAUUCACCUCCAAUUGACCACUGCUGCUGGCUUUGGGGAGAUCAAAAUGAACAAAAAAAAAGAAUCUGUGCACAUAAUGGGAAUUUUCUUUCACGGAAGCUUCUGUGCAAUAAAUUUCCCGUGCGAUCGCGGGGUGAUGUGUCUUCUCGUGAGGAUGGUCACAAUCGAUUUUCGGUUAUAUCUUCACAAUUGAUAGUUUCCCAUUAGAGGUGAACAACUGGCUAAAUGGCAAGCCAAAUUAUUACGAAACAUUACAUAAAUUUUUGUUGCAAUUCUCUCUUAUCUAUUACAGUAAUGUGUUAGAUAAAUGCAAGGGAAAAUAGAAAAAUAAAAGAUUGAUUAAUUAUUUC